CAUUAGAGGGAAGUUUAACAGGGGAUUGUGGGAUUGGUAGUUCAGCCCAUGGCUAGACUAGUUAUUCUAUUCCCUGCCUUGGUGCCACAACAUCCCAGAGGGAAGGGUUUGUUCCUUACAUGACAAGCAGAGGGAGGAGCUGCCUGUAGCGCUAGGGAUGAAGGCCCCUCCCUCCCACAAGGAGCCAAUGGGAAUGUGGGAGGAAGCGAGUGACCCAGUGAUGGGGAAGAAGGAUAAAAAUGAGGAGCGGAAGGAGAGAAUCCUGAAUCUCACACUGGAGAUUAUCUAUCUGCUGACUGGAGAGGGCUACGUCAUCCCUAAGAAGAAGAGCCCAACUGUGGGUUUGGGGGCCCUGCAUGCCCCUGGCUCCGUCAUACAGAAGGAAAAUGACAAGAAGAUCCUGGAACUCAUCUCCAACAUCAUCCAGCUGCUGACUGGAGAGGUUGCCAUAAGGUGUGAGGAUGUUUCCAUCUAUUUUUCCUUGGAGGAGUGGGAGUAUAUAAAAGGAAACAAGGCCCUUUACAGGGAAGGGAUAAAGGAGGAGGAGGAGCCCCAGCAGCUCCGCCCACUGGCAGCCUGUGAGUAUAAAGAUGGGAGCGAUGUUACAGCACAUACGGAAGCAACUUUAUGUUGUAAUAAUGAUGGGAAUCUCACAAACCCUGAUGUUUCUCCAGCGGAACAGCCCCCACCAGCCAAUGGGAUUAAAGAGGAGGCGGCUUCAUGUGAAGGGGGAAACCAAUCAGAUUGCAGCAUUAAUCCCCUUACAGACCAGAUACAGGGAACAAAUACUCCUAUCAUGGGGAGCAGCCAGAAUACCUUACAAAUGACGGGUUAUAAUCAUGAUGAAAAUUCCCACCAAUCUCCACAUAAAUCUCACAUAACAAAAAAUACAUUACGUAGGAAAUACAGCUGCAAUGAGUGUCAGAUACAUUUUAGUAAUAAGAGCGACUUUGAUAAACACCAGAGAACCCACAAAAGGGAGAAACCAUUUUCUUGUUCUGAAUGUGGGAAAUGUUUUUCGAACCGAUCUAUACUCAAUCGUCAUCAAAGGACCCACACAGGGGAGAAACCAUUUUCUUGUUCUGAAUGUGGGAAAUGUUUUUCAAACCGAUCUAUACUCAAUCGUCAUCAAAGGACUCACACAAGGGAGAAACCAUUUCCUUGUUGUGAAUGUGGGAAAUGUUUCUCAAAACAAUCACUCCUUGAAAAGCAUUGUAGAACCCACACAGGGGAGAAACCAUUUUCAUGUUCUGAAUGUGGGAGUUGUUUUUCACAGCAAUCCGAACUGAAAAUUCAUCUUAGAACCCACACAGGGGAGAAACCAUUUUCUUGUUCUGAAUGUGGGAAAGGUUUUUCAAAGCAAUCACUCCUUAAAAUUCAUUAUAGAUUCCACACAGGGGAGAAGCCAUUUUCUUAUUCUAAAUGAGGAAAAAUGAUUUGCACUGAACAGUAGUCUAAAAAUACUUUUACAAUGAGGAAAACCGUAAACUCGUUAUACAAAGGAAGCAUCAGGCAAACAUUUUCUUUCAAGCAGAUUCCAUCUUAAUAUAUGUUUCAGUAUUUAAGGAGAGAAACACAUUUGUGCCCCAUAAAAUAUUUCCUUAAGAGAAUCCUAAAGACUCCUGAUGGGCACUGGGCAAUUCUGAGACUGGGGGGCACCAAAGCAGAAUGCACCAUAAGUACCUUCCCCCGGCACUGGCUCUGCAU
This is a messenger RNA of Xenopus tropicalis (tropical clawed frog), 1707 nucleotides long. Its product is annotated as oocyte zinc finger protein XlCOF7.1-like. Gene Ontology annotation, biological process: regulation of DNA-templated transcription. The record is from RefSeq and is a predicted model, not a curated record. The transcript is spliced from 6 exons. NCBI's taxonomy places the organism in Eukaryota, Metazoa, Chordata, Amphibia, Anura, Pipidae. Bases 158 to 1426 code for a protein of 422 amino acids. Gene Ontology annotation, cellular component: nucleus.